AUGAUCUGUAUAGAUUGCCAUGAAGAAGGGUAUGUGAACAAAAAUCAUUUCAAGUGCUUGUUCUACAGAGAAGCUUCUGCAAAUGAUGUGCUAUAUUUUAACAUGUUUAAAGUGGGCUCCUCCUCUACCAAAGUCAUAGCCACAUCAAGAUACAUAAGACAGAUUGUGAUUAGAGCUAUGAUUGUCAACAAUUACUACCGUCUUCAAAAUAUUGACUGUAUUCCAAAUUCUAUAUUCCAACAAAACUACUGGUACUCGUUAUGUCAAUUAGUAGGCUCGCGCAAGGCCACAAGCAGUAAUCACUUCCAAAAGGGCGCAAGAGAUUUAUUAACGGCGGCUUGUGUAGAAAUUGCAACUUCAAAUACGAAUCAUGUUGCUGAAAAAUUUCGAGAACAUCCUCCAGCAAGAUCGUUUGAAUAUGCACCCGCAAUAUCACUUCGAUUACCAACACCAGAAAUAAAGGCUGAUCUCUCCCCAAAACCCACUAUUGAAAUGGAUAAAAAUAGUUCUAUCCUAGUUGAAUUCUACGAAACAUUUCCCAUUGGACAGGUAUUUAACAGUUUGGCAUCACUUCUUUCCACUGCAUUAUAG
This is a messenger RNA of Mucor mucedo, 591 nucleotides long. RefSeq lists its product as uncharacterized. NCBI's taxonomy places the organism in Eukaryota, Fungi, Mucoromycota, Mucoromycetes, Mucorales, Mucoraceae. The coding region runs from base 1 to 591 and encodes 196 amino acids. The record is from RefSeq and is a predicted model, not a curated record. The transcript is spliced from 4 exons.